Daktulosphaira vitifoliae (grape phylloxera) is the source of this 2526-nucleotide messenger RNA. RefSeq lists its product as uncharacterized. The transcript has a single exon. Lineage: Eukaryota; Metazoa; Arthropoda; Insecta; Hemiptera; Phylloxeridae. The record is from RefSeq and is a predicted model, not a curated record. The coding region runs from base 1 to 2526 and encodes 841 amino acids.
AUGUCCAAUACUGAUGAGCGUGACGUUAGAUACCUACAGCGAAUUAAAAAGGCUGCGUUGUUUGUUCGUGAAAGCACCAUCAAUCGCAUUAAAUCUAUACAUGAAAUGUCUGUUCGCGUUGUUGAGUCUCCUGAGCUGUUACCUGAUUUUCUAAUAUCUGUGAAGGAUUUAGACCCAUUAUGGGAAACAUUUUUAGCAAAUAAUCAAGCCGUACUUGAGGCCUUGUCGGAUUUAGAUUUGCUCGAUGAAUUUUCUUUAAAUUUAGAAACUGAUACUCGCGCAUUAUGCAUAAGAGCAUUAGCUACUGCAGAUAAAUAUAAACCUACCUUGCCACGUCAAUCACUAUCUAAUAUUAACGAUGAUGGUAAUGAGUCUGUAAUUUCCAAUAAGUCCGGCAUCAAUAGUGGGAUGCGGUCACGUUUGCCUGAGAUACCCCUCCCCUCCUACAGUGGUAGCUUUUCGGAUUGGCCGGUCUUUCGUGAUAGAUUUAAGGCACUGAUAGCUCAGCGUACGGAUUUGUCCAAUAUUGAGCGAUUUUAUUAUUUGUUGGGAUGUCUAAAAGGUGAAGCACUUAAUAGUAUUCGCAACAUUGUUGUAUCCGAGACCACCUAUGAACUAGCCUGGUCAACAUUAGUCGAUAGAUUUGACAGACCUCGACAGCUAGCCACUUUAAUUGUGGACAAGUUAAUAUCAAUUCCGGCACAGUCACAGGAGUCUUUGGAGGGCUUAAAAGAUUUUUUGGUAUUAUUUUCGGAUCAGAUAGCAGUAUUGGAGUCAUUGCAAAUACCUAACCUUGGAGAAUUUCUAUUAUUUGCUCUGUCGUCCCGAUGCUUACCAUUAUCCACCCGCAAAGGUUUUGAAGCGGUUAAUUCUGAAGAAUUUCCUGCUGCCUCUGACGUAAUAAAGUAUGUAAAGGGGCGGGUAUCUAUUUUAGAGGCUGUCAGCUUUUCUGGUAGUUCACGUCGAUCAACAGUUCAACGCGACAACAUGAAACCAUCAACUUUCCGAAAUAUAGAUAAGCGACCCAAGUUUGCUUUAGUCGCUGCCAAAUCUUCUGGUGCUCCUAUCUAUAAUUGUGUUUUUUGUAAUGGGUCACAUGGACCAUCUAAGUGUCGAAUGUUUCAAUCGGCUUCGGUAGAAGAUCGUAACACUAUGGUACGAGAGAAGAAGAUUUGUUUUAGUUGUUUAAGUAGCUCACAUUGGAGCAACCGUUGUAAGGAGCGCCGACCUUGUAAACACUGUCCUAGGAUGCACCAUAGUCUUCUUCACGUAGAUAAAUCAGAUGGUGAGAACCUAUCUAAUGUGGACGGAGUACCUGUAAGCAACACUUCGGUAAUGGGUACCCGUCCCAGACAUACCAUCUUAUUAGGUACUGCACUAGCUCACAUCAAAGACCGUGCAGGUAUCUUUCAGACUGUUCGAGUUUUAAUAGACUCAGCUUCACAAAUUAGUGCAGUAACCAGUAGCUGUGUAAAUCGUUUAGGAUUGUCAAAGAGAAAAUGGACAGCGCCCAUUUUAGGUCUUGCUGGAGCUAAGGUACCUCUGGUUGAAGGAGUUGUCGACUGUCGACUCACUCCCCGGUAUGCUCCACAACACGAAUUACAUGUAAAUGCUUGGGUAUUACCUAAAAUUACGGCAGACAUGCCCAAUAGAAGUCUUUCUAUUGACAUAAAGUGCCAGUUUGCACACCUCGCACUGGCUGACCCCACAUUCGAUCAGCCAGCGCCAAUUGAUAUGUUAGUGGGCGCGGACAUGUUUGCCCAGGUAAUGGACGGUAAACGCAUCGAAAUAAACCGUCAAUUACCAGUAGCUUACGGCUCUAUAUUCGGUUGGGUCUUAAUUGGCGGGGUAGGAAUACCCACGGACGAUUCUUCCCAUGUUGUACUUUCGUCAUUAAUGACAUCGCUGGAAGAUCUAUUAGAAAGAUUCUGGGAAAUAGAAGAACCAGGACUUAAUGAAGAUGAUGUAACUGAAGAAGGAAGAAGUGAACUAAUGUUUCGAAGCCUAACGACCAGAGAUAGUCAUGGACGGUUCAUAGUGCCCUUGCCAUUUCACAAAAACGCGUGCUGUGACAGACUAUCGGGCUCACUGCAGUUAGCUACUCGGCGAUUUGAAAACUUAGAAAGGAAAUUAAAGAGUGACUCUCAGUUAUACGGCGCUUAUAGGGAGUUCAUGAAGGAAUAUGAGACACUCGGUCACAUGACGCCAGCUCCAGUGUCCGGAAAGUAUUUCAUUCCGCAUCACCCGAUUAUUAAACAAAUUGGUGAUCAAAUUAAACUCCGAGUGGUUUUUGAUGCUUCGGCUAGGGCACCUGGGGGUUGUUCACUAAAUGAUUGCCUCAUGUCUGGACCUAAACUGCAGUCCGAUAUAACGGAUGUAUUACUUAACUUUCGCCUGUACCAGCACGUCUUCGUAGCUGAUAUUUGCAAGAUGUAUCGCCAAGUGCUAAUCCAACCCGAACACCGACAGUACCAGCACAUAUUAUGGCGUGACGUUUCGUCUGCUAUGUUGUUGUUGGCCAAAUGA